AUGUCACUGUGGAGGUCUCAACAAGUUCUGUUUCUGAAUUCACCCUGUUCCCGGUUGCAGGAUCAAAUAUAUAAGCUCCAGAUCAUGGGUUGGUUAAACAAAAUAUUUAAAGGCUCAGUAAACAGAGUUUCAAGGGGUCAUUAUGAUGGCCACUGGCAUGAAGGCAACCAAUCUGAGCACACCAGAGAUGCAUAUGAUGAGAGUGACAGUGAAGAUAUAGCUCGUGCUAUUGCAUUAUCCUUAGCAGAGCAAGAUCCGAAUAAGGGAAAGGCUAUUGAUCCUGAUUAUAGUUUGGAGGAAGAUGAGCAACUUGCACGGGCUCUCCAGGAGAGCCUUAAUACCGAGUCUCCUCCUCGUCAAAAUGCUCCUGUUGAGAAUGUUCCAUCAGAGAGUAUCCCAACAAGGGAGCCACAUCAGUCUGUCUUGCCCUCAAGCGGAUUCAGGACUUGUGCUGGAUGUAGAAAGCCAAUUGGUCAUGGGCGUUUUCUUAGUUGUAUGGAUGAAGUUUGGCAUCCUCAGUGCUUCAAAUGUUAUGCUUGCAAUAAGCCCAUAUCAGAGUAUGAGUUCGCCAUGCAUGAAGACCAGCCAUACCACAAAUCCUGCUAUAAAGAUUUUUUUCAUCCAAAAUGUGAUGUCUGCAAGAACUUUAUUCCGACAAAUAAGAAUGGCCUGAUCGAAUACCGAGCACAUCCUUUUUGGAUGCAAAAGUACUGCCCUUCCCAUGAAGACGAUGGCACUCCUAGGUGUUGCAGCUGUGAAAGAAUGGAGCCAACGGACAUCAAAUAUAUUACAUUAGAUGAUGGGAGGAAACUGUGCUUGGAAUGUCUCACUUCUGCAACAAUGGACUCUCCCGAAUGCCAACACCUUUACAUGGACAUUCAGGAAUUUUUUGAAGGUUUGAAUAUGAAAGUAGAACAGCAGGUUCCAUUACUUUUGGUUGAGCGUCAGGCUCUGAAUGAAGCGUUGGAAGCUGAGAAAAGUGGACAUCACCUUCCUGAAACCAGAGGUCUAUGUCUUUCUGAAGAACAAAUUGUCAGAACUAUCUUAAAAAGACCAACAAUUGGACCAGGAAACAGAAUUAUGGAUAUGAUUACAGGACCAUACAAGCUGGUCCGACGGUGUGAAGUGACCGCCAUCCUAAUACUGUAUGGUCUACCAAGAUUGCAAACUGGCUCCAUCCUUGCUCACGAGAUGAUGCACGCAUAUCUUCGCCUUAAAGGAUACCGAUCCCUUAGCCCUCAGGUUGAAGAAGGCAUCUGUCAAGUCCUAUCCCACAUGUGGCUUGAGUCUGAAAUCAUUGCCGGUGCUAGUGGCAACGCUUCUUCCAGCUCGGCAUCAUCAUCGUCUUCGUCGGCAGCUCCUACCUCUUCAAAGAAGGGAGCGAAGACAGAAUUUGAGAAGAAACUCGGGGCGUUCAUCAAGAAUCAGAUCGAAACAGAUUCGUCCGUGGAAUAUGGGGAUGGUUUUCGGGCAGGCAUUCAAGCGGUUGAACAAUAUGGCUUGAGAAGUACCCUUGAUCAUAUGAGGCUGACAGGGUCCUUUCCUUAUUGA
Triticum turgidum subsp. durum (durum wheat) is the source of this 1551-nucleotide messenger RNA. The record is from the annotation of a GenBank genome assembly. Lineage: Eukaryota; Viridiplantae; Streptophyta; Magnoliopsida; Poales; Poaceae.